This is a messenger RNA of Zophobas morio, 1042 nucleotides long. RefSeq lists its product as uncharacterized. The record is from RefSeq and is a predicted model, not a curated record. Bases 1 to 723 code for a protein of 240 amino acids. The transcript is spliced from 2 exons. NCBI's taxonomy places the organism in Eukaryota, Metazoa, Arthropoda, Insecta, Coleoptera, Tenebrionidae. Gene Ontology annotation, molecular function: nucleic acid binding.
AUGGAUCUUUUCAACCUAGUCGGAAAGGCUGGGGCUCCACGGAAUGUACGUGUGGGUGCUGAAGAGCAAGUGUUAGAAAACAUGGAAGCGGAUCCUAGGAGAAGUGUCCUCUAUGUAGCGCAAAUGAGUGGAUGCUCAAGAUCGACCACUCAUCGUACCCUUCAAGAGAGAAUACUGCAUCCUUACCAUUACACGAGAGUGCAGCAUCUGCGACCAACCGACUACCCGCGACGAGUACAUUUUGCUCAAUGGUUUUUGCGACAAAAUGAACUAAAUCCUGAUUUUUCACGGCGCAUUCUUUUCACCGACGAAUGUUCAUUUUCCCGAGAAGGAAUGUUUAAUGCACACAAUUGGCACUUCUGGGCACACGAAAAUCCACAUCUCACUAGGGUGAGAGCGUAUCAGGAGCGAUUUACUAUUAAUCUAUGGGCUGGAAUCAUUGGUACUACUGUGGUGGGGCCGUUUGUGUUACCUGAUCACCUUAAUGGGGAGGCAUAUGCUAAUUUUCUACGACUAGAGCUUCCGGCGUUGUUGGAAGACGUUCCUUUGAAUGUACGGCGGAAUAUGUGGUUUCAGCACAACGGCGCUCUUCCACAUAAUUCGAUACUUGCACGGCGAACAUUGAAAAGAGUCUAUCCUCAUAGGUGGAUUGGGCGUGGCAGUACUAACAUUUGGCCUCCUAGAUCUCCAGACCUUUCUCCUUUGGACUUUUUUUUUAAUUAAAUUAAAAAUUACGUAUAUAGAGAACCCCUAGAUACGUUAGAAGAACUGGAACAACAUAAUGCGACGAGCUAGAACUUGCAUUGAAGUUAAUGGUGAUCAUUUUGAGCACAUUGUUUAAUAACGUUACAGUACAACGAUUCCGGCCCAUAGAUUAAUAGUAUUGCUCUUGAUAUGCUCUCACGUUAGCUAAAUGUGGAUUUUCGUUUGCCCAGAAGUGCCAAUUGAAUAAGACAUCAGUGACUUAGUGGUAUUGGUACUGAUUUGUUUAUAGUUUGUAUUGUUCUUAAAAAAAAAUGCAACUAAACGAUUUUUGUUAUAA